Messenger RNA from Aaosphaeria arxii CBS 175.79, 1434 nucleotides. Its product is annotated as UMP1-domain-containing protein. Bases 1 to 1434 code for a protein of 477 amino acids. The transcript is spliced from 4 exons. Gene Ontology annotation, biological process: proteasome assembly. The record is from RefSeq and is a predicted model, not a curated record. NCBI's taxonomy places the organism in Eukaryota, Fungi, Ascomycota, Dothideomycetes, Pleosporales. Gene Ontology annotation, cellular component: membrane.
AUGAAACCCGCGAUAGCGAUCCCAGCUACCGCAGCUCUCGUCUACCGAGCCUGGUCGAGGAAGUCCCUCACGCCCGUCGGAAUCCUGACCGCGUUCCUCACAGCCGUCGCGCACGCCGUGCAUCCGUGGAGCGUCUUCUUCGCCCUCUUGACCGUCUUCUUUUUGGCUGGUACUGCCGUAAAACACAAUGUCAAAGCAACGCUCACGCAGUCCGCGACAGGCGCAUCCGGCGGAGAAGGGCCACGGAACCACAUUCAAGUCCUCGCAAACUCGCUCAUUGCCUCCGUCUUGAUCUUACUACACACAUGGCAAUUACAUAAGGAAGGGACGUACUGGAAUGAGGACUUGUGCUGGAAGUCUGGCGGCGAUGUCAUCGUCAUCGGUAUUGUUGCAAACUACGCCGCUGUCGCCGCUGACACUUUCUCAUCCGAGCUGGGCAUUCUCUCUACCUCGAAGCCGCGCCUGAUCACCGCACCGUGGCGCGUUGUCCCGCCAGGAACGAACGGAGGCGUCACGAUGGCAGGACUCAUCGCCGGAUGGGCCGGCGCCUCGCUCAUAGCGGGAACAUCGGUGCUGCUGCUACCGUUCUGCAAGACUUGGAGCCCGGCCGACAAGGCGAUAUUCACGUAUGCGAUCUCCGCUGCUGGGUUCGCGGGCACACUGUUGGAUUCGCUGCUCGGUGCGCUGUUCCAGGCCAGCGUCGUGGACGUGCAUUCUGGGAAGAUUGUUGAGGGUGCGGGCGGCAGGAAGGUCAUGAUUCAUAGCACGAUUCCUCACUCGAAGCUCACGUUGGAGGCGGAGAGUGGGAAGUCUUCUGGUGUAGAGACCACAAACGUUCAAGCGACGAGGACACAGAAGGCUGGAGGUUCGGGAUCGGAUGUUGCGGAGGGAUAUCAUGAGAGCCGCAAGGUAGAGGUCGGACAUGAUAUCCUCGACAACAAUGCUGUCAACAUAGCUAUGGCGGGGAUUGCUCUCCGCUUCGUCCCCCAAAAAGCCCACCCAACCUCCACCACCCUCGAGACCUCCGCCCCCUCAGCACCAGGCGUCCACGACGCCCUCCGCUCCCGCCUCUCCCUAACCUCACCCGCCCCCUCAAACACCACAACCUCAUCCUCCCCCGCACAGCUCCAAUCCACCCACCCCCUCGAAGCCCGCCUCGCAAACUGGCGCGCCACGCAAGACGCCCUAAAAAUGACGAUGCUGCGCCGCCAAUUCGGCAUCGCGGAGCCCGUGCGCCGGGGCAUGGAGCUCAAGAUCGCGCGGGAGGGCGAGUGGAGGCCCGCUGCGUUGGGCGGUGCGGCUGGUGUGCACAGGGAUAUCCUCGAGGGGAGGGACGCCGAGAUCGGGUGGGAGGACGUCUUUACGGGCCAGGAGAUGAGGCAGGUUCCGGACUUUCAUACCGAGAUGGAGGGACGGUUGAGGAUGAAUUGGUAG